Mirounga angustirostris (Northern elephant seal) is the source of this 4768-nucleotide messenger RNA. Its product is annotated as integumentary mucin C.1-like. The record is from RefSeq and is a predicted model, not a curated record. The transcript has 2 exons. Bases 4169 to 4768 code for a protein of 199 amino acids. NCBI's taxonomy places the organism in Eukaryota, Metazoa, Chordata, Mammalia, Carnivora, Phocidae.
UCUCUCCCUCUCUCAAAUAAAUAAUAUCUUUUUAAAAAAAAAAGAAAAACAGGAGAGAGGGGUAAUAUUUAUUGCAUACCUAAAUUUAUGGACCGGGACUAAUAACAAGCAAGAAACAUGCCUUUCAAUCUGCCAAAGAGCUUGGGCACACAGUUACAUGGGAAAUCACAUGCUUAAAAUGAAGCUUUUGAGUUUCUUCACACAAUCAGAGAAUAGGAUCUCCUUCAUGGAGCAGCGUAUACGAACAAGCAUUCUAGGAAGACUGAGGGAGGAUGGAAGAGCAUUGGGGUGCUCUAAAGAACUUGCCUGCAUACACUGGCCAGUGUUUUUGGAGAGCAGUUGGGCCGUAUCCACUAAACAGGGGCAUCUUCUGUGAUUCCGCAACCCAGACAGCACGAGAGCUCAAAAAUACAUGUACAAGAUGUUCUCAGAUCGGUUUCCUCCUCUCUAGCCUUCCUCACAUGGCUCAAGCCAGCAUCUCUCACCUGGCCCACUGUGGACAGCCUCCUCUCUGAUUUUCCUGGGUCCAGACUUGCCUCUCCAUGGAAAAGAUUGUUGAGAAUACAAACCUAAUCCUAUCACCUUCCUGUUCAAAACUCUACAGGACUCUUCUCCACUGCCCUCUGUAAAUAGGCCGAUGUUCUGAGCUUGCCACACAAGGCCCUGUGACCUGGCUUCUUUUUUCUUUUUUUAGACUUAUUUACUUAUUUGAGAGAGAGAUUGGGAGAAGCAGACCCCCCGCAGAGCGGGGAGCCCGGGGUGGGACUUGAUCCCAUAACCCUGGGAUCAUGACCUGGGCCGAAGGCAGAUGCUUAACCGACUGAGCCACCCAGGUGCCCCUGUGUCGUGGCUUCUUAACAGUGACCCAGUUUUGCAAGCAUGCUGCAAGGUUUGUUCACCAAACGAGUCUGCAGGCUCCUGUCUGUGUCUCUGGGCGCACUGUUCCCAUCUGUUAUGCCCGAGCUCAGUUGCCUUCUUACCCAUCAGGGGGCUCUUCCUGCCAGAAGCUGGCCUUCAAGGCCCAGCUUGGGAGUGGUUGUUUCUCCUUGGGGCUCCCAGAGUACAGCGUCUACCAGGAUGGAAUAGAAGUUAGCAUACUGGAUUGCAAUUUUAAAGACACUUCCGUCUCCACCUCUACGCUGAUGAGUUCUUUGAAGGUACCGGUUAUGCUGUUAUGUCUGUGGUUCUGCCAUUUUAGAAGAUUCUCAAAAGUUCUCUGCAAGGAUAUGGUCUCAGGCAUGCAGGCCUCCUCAUUUUCCUAGACCACCCCCUUCUGGUCCCAGACAAUUCAGGCUGAACUUGCUCGAGCUAGACUUUUCUUCAACACGUAAGGGAUGGUGUGGGGGUGGGGGGGCAGUAAAUCCUACUUUCAACACAGUGUCUGGACUGCACGCCUUCAUCUGUCACUUCCUGUGUGAUCAUGGGCAAAUCACAGUCUUCGAGCUUCUGUUUCUCCCCAGGAAAGCGAGCAUAAUAAUGCUAGCUACCCUCAGAGACUGUCGUGAAGGCGCUGAGCAAUGAAGUGAAAGUGCUCUGCAAUUGUCAUGUGCUACACGCCGAUAACCUCCAAAGAACCGCUUUUGUUAAAAGUGGCCCAGGGGAAAAAAAAAAAAGAAAGCUAUAAAAAAAUGAAGUCCCAAGUUUAGGAACCUGGUUCAUACAGAUGAAAUCUUUCUUUUUCUUUUUAAUUUUAUUUACUUUUUAUUUAUUUAUUUAUUUAUUUAUUUAUUUAUUUAUUUAAGAGAGAGAGAGAAAGCACAAGAGGGGGCAGGGGGGAGGAGCAGAGAGAGAGAGAGAGAGAGAAGCAGACUUCCCCGCUGAGCAAGGAGCCCGACGUGGGACUCAAUCCCAGGACCCCGAGAUCAUGAGCUUAACCGACUGAGCCACCCAGGCGCCCCCAGGCGAAACCUUCCUAUUCCUUUUCCAUUGUCUGGACUAACUUUGUGCUUAACUCUGCCUUCACCUGCCCUCACAUGUGGGACAUCGUCCUCCCUCCAUGCCAUCUGUUUUACUCCAAUUCCCGGUUGGUGACAGAAGAGCACUGGGUCCCUUUCAUGACGGCAAGUCAUAGAGUCACUGAUCUGGGUUCAAGUCCCAACCCCGCCACUUCUUUGCUGCAGGACUCUGGACCGGCCGCCUCACCUCUUCAGGCCCGAGUUUUGUCACCUUCUGCGUCCUAGAUUUUAUGUAUUUAUUUGAGAGAGAGAGCGAGCGAGAGAGAGCGCAUGAGCUGAGGGAGAGGCAGAUGGAGAAGGAGAGGCAGACUCUCCGCUGAGCAGGGAGCCCGAUGCGGAGCUUGAUCCCAGGACCCCGAGAUCAUGACCUGAGCAGAAGGCAGACACUUAACCAACUGAGCCACCCAGGCACCCCCUCAUUGAACUUUCUGAAGGCCCUAUCUCCAAAUACAGUCACAAUGAGGGUUAGGGCUUCAACACAGGAAUUUUUGAGGCAACAUGAUUCAGUCCAUAACAGGACCCCUUUGAGAACCUGAUGAAAAGCUCUGUGUACCCUCUCCGGAGCCUGCCUACAUCACCUCCCACAACGUUGCACACCAUUUCAGGAAGUUGAUGGACCCCAGAUUGAGAACUGCUGUUCCAGGCCAACUUCCUCUUUCCACAGAUGGAGAAACAGUGGUUCAGAAAAGGGAAGUGAUUUUCCACAGAUUUGGAGAGAGCCAAGUCUCAUGAUUCCUCAUCUAGUGCUUGCCCAAGUUUACUCUGCCUUCUUCUAAGUCUGUUGGAUCAACCAUCCAGGGUGAUGCCAGCGCACCACAGGUCCUCUGGACAGUAGCUUGGAAGGAAAGCCUGGACCCAAGAGUGAAGUGCUCGGUUUAAAUGCUGUCCCGCCGAAGAAGCCCAUAGGGUACAAAAUCAGUAACAAAAGGUGCAGCCACUUCUUCACCUGGGAUGCUCACAUGGGUUAACAAGGCUCUAGCUAUAAUCGACAGCAAGGGGGAUGGAUUUCAGUGCCUUAAACUAGUCAGGACAUUGUGAGGGAGCUGCGCCAACUUCAACAUCCAUCCACAAGAGACCUGAGGGUGAGGAGAUGGAGGGGCUCCCGUCUUGCUGAAGGACAAAGUGGAGACUGAAGAGGCACAGCCUUGAACUAUCUGGUGGCCAUGACGCGGCAUUGUCCCGCUAGCUCUGAUUCCUCACCUGCACACUGCCCAGGAGUUGGGCUGUUUGAUUUCUCCAAGAGUUCUUCUAGCUCUCAUAUUCUGUACUUCUGUGAUACUGGGGCAGGAAGCAUGGGGAAAAAUGAGUUGAGGCAUUUGGGUCCUAGAAUUAUGGGCAAAAUAAUUUUUUUUUUCAAAAUGUCUUCUAAUGGUAUCAUAGAAUUAGAAUAAAGAAAAUGUUGUUUGGGGGCGCUUGGAUGGCACAGUUCGUUAAGCAUCUGACUCUUGAUUUCAGCUCAGGUCCUGAUCUCAGGGUCGGGAGAUCGAGCCACCUGUCGGGCUCUAUGCUUAGUGGAGAGUCUGCUUAAGACUCUCUCUCCCUCUGCCCCUCGCCCCCUCUCUAAAAUACAUAAAUCUUUAAAAAGAAAAUGUCGUUUAAAGAGAUGAAAACGCCCUAAGGAGAAUCUGAAAAGACCCUUUAAAUACUUAGUCACUUAAGGUAAAGUUUUGACAUAAAUGUUUCCUUUAUUUCUGCUUCAGGCCCAUCCUUAAGUAAGAGAGGUGAAUUAGUGUAGCUGGACUUCUAAGUAAAGGUGUCAAGAGAAUGGAGAAGUAUUUAGAAUGGGAAAUUCUAUUUAUCUUUAGGCAGAGGUGGUGGCCCAGAGAAUCAUUUCGUUUCAUUUCAUCGGUCAAUGAAAUAAAUAACCAUGACAUUCUUCCUACUGACGCUCUCAAUGCCAUAAGGCAGUGUGGAGCCUAAACUUGGGCCACUUUGGGGGGACACAAGACUAGAAACAAAAGCAGGGGAAGCUCAUGGGGUGAGGUCUAACUUUUCAGGAAAAUUCUUCUAGCUUUGCUCCCUAUCAACAAUAAGGCCCUGAAGGGCUGCACACACCCACUUGCUGUUUCUUCUGCCUGUCAGUGCCCCACGCCCAGUCGUCUAACACAUCAGUUUCUGUCUAGGGAGAAGAAAGAGGAAGAAAAGAGCUGCUGAUGCUGGGGAGCAGGGGUGAAGGCUGGUGUUAAGAGGGAAGUGUCAAACAGGCAAGGGAGAUGCAGUGCACCAAAACCACCACCACCACCACCACCACCACCACCACCAUCACCACCACCAUCACCACCACCAUCACCACCACCAUCAUCACCACCACCACCAUCACCACCACCACCAUCACCACCACCAUCAUCACCACCACCACCAUCACCACCACCACCACCACCAUCACCACCACCACUACCACCACCACCAUCACCAUCAUCACCACCACCAUCACCACCACCAUCACCACCACCACCAUCACCACCACCAUCAUCACCACCACCAUCACCACCACCACCAUCACCACCACCACCACCACCACCAUCAUCACCACCAUCACCACCAUCAUCACCACCACCAUCACCACCACCACCACCACCAUCACCACCACCACCACCACCAUCACCACCACCACCACCAUCACCACCACCACCACCACCACCAUCACCACCACCACCACCACCACCACCAUCAUCACCACCAUCAUCACCAUCACCACCACCAUCAUCACCAUCAUCAUCACCACCACCAUCCCCACCCCCAUCAUCACGCCCAGUCGUCUAACACAUCAGUUUCUGUCUAGGGAGAAGAAAGAGGAAGAAAAGAGCUGCUGA